Coregonus clupeaformis (lake whitefish) is the source of this 2625-nucleotide messenger RNA. RefSeq names its product RAB41, member RAS oncogene family (gene rab41). The coding region runs from base 181 to 816 and encodes 211 amino acids. The transcript is spliced from 8 exons. Gene Ontology annotation, molecular function: GTP binding; GTPase activity. The record is from RefSeq and is a predicted model, not a curated record. Lineage: Eukaryota; Metazoa; Chordata; Actinopteri; Salmoniformes; Salmonidae.
AGCUUCUAGUCUGCCGGAAAUUCACACGAAGAAAAACAUUGGAUGAACCCCAACGAAGAAGAGGGAGUGGGUGUCUCGCUUUCUCUACUGUCUCUGGCGUUACAACCCUGCGCCUCUUCCCCAUCGAGACAACAUAGGAAACUAGCCAUAUAGCUAGCUGUUGUUUAUCUUUUGAUAAAGAUGUCAACCACGACCGGCGGCGGAGAGUUUGGCAACCCCUUGCGGAAAUUUAAGCUCGUAUUCUUAGGCGAGCAAAGUGUGGGGAAGACAUCGCUUAUCACAAGGUUUAUGUAUGACAGCUUUGACAACACCUAUCAGGCAACAAUUGGCAUAGACUUUUUAUCAAAAACGAUGUACCUGGAAGAUCGUACGGUCCGACUCCAGCUCUGGGACACUGCUGGACAGGAGCGUUUCCGUAGCCUCAUUCCCAGCUACAUCCGCGACUCCACCAUCGCUGUGGUGGUUUAUGACAUCACCAAUCUCAACUCAUUCCAGCAAACCUCAAAGUGGAUUGAUGACGUCAGAACAGAGAGAGGAAGUGAUGUCAUUAUCAUGCUUGUGGGAAACAAAACAGACUUGGCUGAUAAAAGACAAGUGUCUGUUGAGGCUGCAGAGAGGAAAGCUCGUGAACUCAAUGUGAUGUACAUAGAGACCAGCGCCAAGGCUGGCUAUAACGUCAAACAGCUGUUUCGUCGUGUCGCUGCAGCCCUUCCGGGGAUGGAUAGCACACCAGAGAAGAGCAAAGAGGACAUGAUCGAUAUCAAACUGGAGAAGCCACCAGAGAUGGCGGUGACGGAGAGCAGCUGCUCCUGCUAGUAAACACCUCACCCCCCCACCUGACCUGCCUCCUCCCCACCAACAGCUUGUCUCUCAGUGGCCACUCUCCCCACCCAUGGUUCACUGCCAUCGACUGGAGAACCUGUUUUUCCCCCCUUUCGACUCAGUGACUUUUCGGAGUAACCGUGUGGAUGUGCUAUUACUCUGUAUUUAAACAGAUAAUAUAAAAAACUAUAAAGGUUAAAAGUCAAACACAGAAUAUGUUGAAUGCUGAAUAUGUUCCGAUUUUCAUCCAACUGCAUGACAUUAUAUAGGAUUGCAGACUGACAUAGCUAACUGCUCUUGGGUUAUUGCAUUGUUGUAAAGUGAUAUUGUUUUAGAUUAUUUAAGUGAAUAUGAAAGGGUCAAGGUCUCAGUCCCUUGGUUAUUUGCUUUUAUUUCCAAUGGAGAGUCUGGAGUGGGUAAACUAGAGUAUUCUACGUAUGUGAUAAACAAAGUGUCUGUUACUGAUACCCAUUAUUUUUAUGUACUUUGUUCCAAAAAGAUUCCCCUCUAAACUAUUAAUAUUAUUUUAUCUCCUUGUUGGCUCAAAUCAAAGCUAUUAAUUUAGGCCUAAUGGUUUAUAGGACCAUGAAUAAGGGACAUUAUUAUCAGGACAUUCUCAAGGCAUGAACAGCCAAAGAACUUCACUUAGGAUUACUGUAGUUAAUCGACUGACGAUUUGAAUGGAGACUUGUUUGUUAUUUUGGCAGGUCUCCCAAAGAGAAUGCUGCAGGAAGGAUGUAUAGCCAAUCACGAAGGAAACAAGGAGAUGCAUUUUUUUUUUAAAGGGACAUUAUCCCGAAUUCAUUGUAGUGGAAAAUACUAACCUAAAUCUAUUGAUAUACACUUCGAAACUAUAGCAAAUUUGUCACAGCAAUUUACAUCAAUUAGCCGCACACAUACUAACACAUCUCCUUGUGUCUGAGGAGAAGAGGUGUUUAAAGUCCAUAUAUGAGCAUAUGGAGUGAGCAGGUGUCAAACCUUAUUACACACUAAAUGGAAACAUGCAUUGGGCCCAUACGAUGUGUUCCUAUUCACACUCCAAUUGAUGUAUAUUGUCUUGUUUUCAUCACACUAUUGCAAGAACUGCUUGCUCGUCAUGCAGGAUUCAUAGACGGUUAAGAAAAACCGAUGCCUUGCUUGUUUGUUUACCAACAUUGUACACUGACUCAAGCCCCAAUAUUGUAAAGCUGGAGAGGCCUGCUGACAGUAGUUGUUUUGUAGGGCAGGUAGCUAGAGUUGGUCCUCAGAUACAGCUAACGCUUCCUAACACCCUUGCUGUGAAAAUAAGUGCAGUGAAGUAAGUUAAUCUUUAGCGCUAUUGCCUGUAGGACUGUUGGCUUUGUGUUUGUGUUUAUUUUGUUACAAGCAACUGCAAAAUUGCAUUGUACACUUGACCAAAAUUAGUUGCUCCGCCCCGUCCCUUAUCAUGUUCUCACACACACACAGUGACACACAAACACCUUGAAACACACUAACUAACCACACAGCCAUAAAUGUCCCAUCUUCACCACCACACACCAAUACAUUCGCUGUAGCUUGUUAGAUUUUUUUUUACAUUUUUACAAAAAAAAUGUAGAUUAGUAUUUAAUUACAUCGAACGACCGUCUUUACCUUAACAGCUGUUCUAUUACCCCUCACUGAGUACUCAACUGAACUGUGUGCUAUUCUGAAGUGUCUGUCCAUUUGAAAUGUCUAGUGUUUAGCAACGUUUGUGUGAAUAAUGUACUAUCUGCUGUAUAAAAAAAGGAGCAUUAAAGAACACCGAAAUGUAUCACAUGAAAUAAAGAUAUUUCACCAAAGUUG